AUGGCUGUUGAAACGUAUUCCGCCGCUCGCCAGGCGCAGCACGCCUGUUCCGACGCAAACCACACGGCUGCCGCGAUUGAGAAGCCCUUGACGGGCGACUGGUCCGGCGUGCAGCGAGUCUCAAGCAAGCUACCGUACCAUGAUGAUCUCAGCGAACGUACUGUUCUCGGAAUCGUUGAGCUCUUCAAGCGUAUGAAGGGCCUUGGGAGCCUGUACCCCGACCCCGUCAACGGGGCCAUCUUUAACCAGCUUUUCGACCUUGUCACAACCUCUAAGACUACCAAGGCGCAGGAAGAAAAGAUUAUGACUGACGCACGUGUGACUACAAUUCUCCCAGAGCUUCGUCAAAUUUGGGGCGAUGGCGAGUACCUCCUUGAGCUUGAGUUUGCUCGCAAAGUCAUCAGUGGAGGCUCAAGGGCAGAGUGCCAGCAGAUGUUCAAGUCGUUUCCCUACCUGGACCAAUACUACCAGUUGGCGCGCAUGGAGGCCAAUACACUCGACACAGCUAUUGGCGAGACUCAGCUCUCAUACCCCCGCAAGAUUGCAUUCCUCGGCUCGGGCCCUACGCCCUUUACUGCGCUCUGCAUGAGGCCGAGGCUGGGCGAUAACGUAGAGAUUCUCAACAUCGACCGCAGCGAAGAGGCUAUUCAGCAUGGAGCCCUUGUAGCCCGUUGCCUUGGCGAUAAUAUGCGCUUUGUUAAGGCUGACGUAGCCUCAGUGCCCAAUGACCUCCAGGACUGCGACGUAGUGCACUUUGCAGCCCUUAUUGGUGGGGAUGAGGAGCAGAAACUUGACCUGCUGCUUUGCGUUGCGAGGGCUAUGAAGAAGGGCGCCCUUAUUAUGCUACGGAGCACCGACAGCCUUAGGCAGUGCCUUUACCCUAAAAUCGACACGGACAACUCAGACGUGCUGGACGUCUUGACCCCUGUUGUUGCAACACGGUAUUUUGGGAAGUCGACCAGUUUGACAAGCAUCGUUCUUGUCGUCGACUAA
Molecule: messenger RNA, 993 nt
Organism: Colletotrichum destructivum
Lineage: Eukaryota; Fungi; Ascomycota; Sordariomycetes; Glomerellales; Glomerellaceae
Product: Putative nicotianamine synthase, S-adenosyl-L-methionine-dependent methyltransferase superfamily
Exons: 3
Coding region: 1-993 (330 amino acids)
Biological process (GO): nicotianamine biosynthetic process
Molecular function (GO): nicotianamine synthase activity
Source: RefSeq, a predicted model, not a curated record